ACAAAAAAUUUUGGUUGCCCGCGAAAAAUGCUGUCCAAGCAAAACAAAUUUUUAGCAGCUGCUCGCCGUUUAAUGUGUUUUCCAUAAUUUUGAAUUUUCUUAAUAUAAUAAGUUUUAAUUAAAAAUGAGUGCUUCUAAAACAGGGCGACCACGCCGCACUAGCGCCAGAUUAAGUAGCACGGAAGAUGUAUUGACAGUGACAGCAGAAGAUUCGGAUGAUGAAAAACAAGCAGCUAUGGCACGCCAACCUCGCAGGUCAAGCCGCAAGGUAAGCCCACAUAAGAAAUAUGCCGACUUUGUGCCUAUAGGCAGCAAACAACGCAAGCGACGACAGGUGGGUUAUGAGGAGACGGAUGAGGAUACUGAAUCCGAAGAUGAGAACUACGUACCACCGUCGACAAAGCGACCGGAUAUUGCUGACAUACAGCUGUUGCAAGAUGAAGAGGAGGUGGUGGGAAAGAAUAUGUACGGAUUCCAUACGCCAAAGAAACGAAAUGGUAUGGCAUUGGCAGCCAUGAAUACACCGAAAACACCAAAAACUCCAAAGACGCCAAUGACACCGAAGACUCCAAAGACAUCACGUCUUUCCACAUCACAGCCACAAACAAAAACACCGGUUACAAAGCGGCGAAAAUCGACGGCCGAACCAAAGACACCGUCACAUCUACGACAACGCGUUAAAAAUCAAAUCGCUAAACUAAUGGAUUCCGAUUCGGACUUCUCGGCGAGUGGCAGCGACUUCGUUCCCACGGAUAGUGAUAGUAGCAGCUCAUCUAGUAGUGAUGAUGAUGAAGAUACCGCUGCGGAUGGUGGCGAUGAUGAGCCAAAAACGCCACAUAAGAGUCGCCGACCUAUUGUAGUACCAGUGUUGCCCAAGACGCCUUCUGCGGCGCGUGCGCGUCAGUCGGCGCGCGCUAAGAAAUCCUCCGUAGACUAUGUACCUGAAAAAGUUGUAACUGUCAAUGCGGCAGCACUGACUGGGCUGGGCAACUUAAUUGUUUUUUAA
This is a messenger RNA of Rhagoletis pomonella (apple maggot), 1006 nucleotides long. Its product is annotated as origin recognition complex subunit 2-like. The record is from RefSeq and is a predicted model, not a curated record. Bases 125 to 1006 code for a protein of 293 amino acids. NCBI's taxonomy places the organism in Eukaryota, Metazoa, Arthropoda, Insecta, Diptera, Tephritidae. The transcript has 3 exons.